CCUUGAGAAUAAUCCACAGAGUCUGCGCGCACUGGAGAAUCAAAAAGUAUGACAAUGAGAGUGGCAGUAGCAAUAGUCCAUGCUACCCCACCAUCUCCACCACCACCACCGUACCAACAGUGACCAAAUUUAAUUGACUCAUAAAUGUGAAAGCUUGGGUUAUGUGCAUAAUCACACUCACUCACUGUCCCUUAUCUAUGUGACGGUGUUACUCAUUUAAAGUUUUCUCCAUUCCUUGUCUCUGUCAUAGCUCAUCUGAAGUAAGUGGUUGUUGCUUGUUGGUAUGGCUAUGAUUGGUGUCUGCAAGUCUGCAACUAUUGAAAUUUACUUGCUUGUGUGGUUGCUUUUGGAAUUCUAAGUUAAGGGUUUGUCUUCUUCCUUUUUUUCUGUUUUGGCAACAGCAACAUGAGUUCAGAGGAAAAGCAUGUCAGUGAAGAAGAUGCUGCAGCUUCUUGCAGAAGAACAGUUUCUCUUGCUGUUAACAAGGGUGAAGAUCCAAUGGGGAUAACUGAAGAAACCACACAUGUUCCUCCCAGGAAGAGACAGAAUCUUCAACUAGAAGUACCAUUAAGAACACCUGAAGAAUGUUCCCAAGAUUUUGUUGCAAUCAAAAUGCCACAAACACCAAGUCCCACACCUACCCCUACUCCUAAGAGAGUGAAUUUCCUUGUGUCUUCUCGCUCUGUUGAUACUCCAACAAAUAAUUCACCUGGGAAUUCAGCAUCAAAAGGAAGAUCAUCCAUAAGAAGCCUCCUACCAAAAUUGAGCUUCCGGAAUCGGACACCAGCAGAUAUUGAAAAGGCUACAACACCAACUCCAGAAGUUUCCUCUUCAGGUGUUCGAGAAAGGCCUUUAAUCUCAAGAUCAUUGUCCCUUAGUAAGAUAUUUACUCCUAGGAUUAAGAGAACAUCGUCGUUACCGGUAGAAGAAAUUGGACAUUCAAACGCAGAAUCUGCUCAUGGUGGAAGCGUUGGGGGUCAUCUAAAUAAGAGAGAAACUCAGCGAAAGAUAGCUCGUUCUCUUUCAGUGCCUGUCAACAACAAAGAAAAGAGCAUAAGGAGGAUGGACUCAUUUUUCCGCGUUGUUCCUUCUACUCCUCGAGUAAAGGAAGGAAAUGAAUUGUUGACCUCAUCCCCGGAAAAGGAUAUAGAAAAUGAAGAUGAUGAUGGUGAAGAUAUACCUGAAGAGGAGGCUGUGUGUAGAAUCUGUUUUGUUGAACUAAAUGAAGGAGGUGAGACCUUCAAGUUGGAAUGCAGCUGCAAAGGUGAACUUGCUCUGGCUCACAAAGAAUGUGCUAUUAAAUGGUUUAGUUUGAAGGGUAACAAGACCUGCGAUGUUUGCAAGUCAGAAGUUCAAAACCUACCUGUAACUCUAUUACGGAUUCAAAGUGUUCGAAAUCGGAUUAUUGGAAGUAGGUCUCAACUGGAAGAUUUAGAUGGAUACAGGUUUUGGCAGGAAGUUCCGGUGCUUGUCAUUGUCAGCAUGCUUGCCUAUUUCUGUUUUCUGGAGCAGCUAUUGGUUUCAAAAAUGGGAACUGGCGCGAUUGCCAUAUCUCUUCCAUUUUCUUGUGUACUGGGUCUGCUCUCCUCCAUGACUUCAUCAACCAUGGUGAAGAGCAGGUUCAUCUGGAUCUAUGCAUCCGUCCAAUUUGCUCUGGUGGUUCUCUUCGCGCAUAUAUUUUACUCUGUGGUUCAUGUGCAAGCAGUUUUGUCAAUCCUUCUUGCAACAUUUGCUGGUUUUGGUGUGGUGAUGUGUGGGAGUUCUAUCCUUGUGGAGGUUUUUAGAUGGAGGAGGAGAUGGCAAGCUUUAUCAGAGCAGCAACAACUACAUGGCCCUCAAACUGCAAACACACCACGUUCAGGCAGUGUUACUCAACCUGUGGUGCAAAAUCAACAGAACUGAAACCAGAACUGCAUCGAUGUUUUUUUAGCUUCUCUUAACAAGCUAGGGGCUGCAGUGAGUUGCUUUUCAAUUCAGAGGAUUUGGAAGACACUUCUUGUGUAUAGGGAAUUGAACUUUAUUACUUCACACCUACAUUGGCCUUCAUUGUACAGCUUGUGUUAGCAACAUGUUUGGAUACCCGUUGGUACCAGUGCAAAGGGAUGUUAGCACUCAGUUCUAGACAAAAAGUGAACAAUUUUUUUCUUAUGGAUUGGGAUCAUAGUUUGUUCAAGUUACACCCAACUGGUAUCCAAAUACACAUACAAUGACCUGGACUAUAGCUUCUCUUGCUAUGCAAUUUCUGUUUGUUUAUUUGUACUGAGCAUCAGAAGGCUUUCAUUUUUGUAGUGUAAUUGGAUGACAGACAAUGAUUUUGUUUUUGGUUGAA
Messenger RNA from Lotus japonicus, 2329 nucleotides. RefSeq lists its product as uncharacterized. The record is from RefSeq and is a predicted model, not a curated record. NCBI's taxonomy places the organism in Eukaryota, Viridiplantae, Streptophyta, Magnoliopsida, Fabales, Fabaceae. Gene Ontology annotation, molecular function: zinc ion binding. The transcript is spliced from 8 exons. The coding region runs from base 406 to 1902 and encodes 498 amino acids.